CCCAAAAGUAAAAUAUUGUUAUUGUUCAACUAGACAUAGAGUAGAUGCAAAAAGUGCGAUCCCAUUGUCGUUAGUCAUAGAGGUGAUUAAUUAAGUGCAUUAUUAAUAAAGUGCUAAAUGAAAGACAACCACAGAAAUGGACUCAUGGAAAAUAUCAGACCAAAAAUCGUGGUUAAUUUGGUGAUGGGGAAAACUUAAAUUAUAAUUUAUCACACUUUAUCUUCCACCAUUUCACCAUUAAGAGAGACUUAUAAAUACAAGCUGAUUAUAAAGUGUACACACACAAUCAGAAAACAUUAUACUUUUGCCACAAAAAAAAAAAAAAAGAAUAUUAGCAAAAUCACAUCGGAAAAUCAAGCUUAUAUUUAUGGCGGAAGAAGAGAAGCCCCGGCACCACCUCUUCCACCACGAGAAAAGGGAAGGAGAAGAGGAUAAACCCAUAGAUUAUGAGGCAGUUCAUAAGUAUGAGAAAGAAGAGAAGCACCACAAGCAUCUCGGCCGGCUCGACGAGGUCGGAGCUGCCGCCGCCGGCGCCUUCGCCCUGCAUGAGAAGAAGGAGGCUAAAGAGGAUCCAGAGCAUGCACACAGGCAUAAGAUGGAGGAAAGGAUAGCAGAGGCAGUGGCUGUAGGGGCCGGUGGGAUGGCAUUCCACGAGCAUCAUGAGAAGAAGGAAGCCAAAAAGGAAGAAGAAGAGGCCGAGGGAAAGAAACAUCACCACCUCUUUUAAAUAAAAUUUAAUUAUGAGCUUUAAUUAAUGAUGAAACUGUUCCCGCCCCCCACGCACACAAAGUGUUUGAAUUGUCUCUUUAAUUUGUGAGCGAGAAAUAAUGUUGUGUACUACCUGUGUAUUUUGACGAAUUGAUUAUGGGUUGUAUUUUUAUUUUAUAACUAUAUACUCUCUUCGUUCUAAAAGAGAGAGUCAUAUUUUUACACCAGGUGAUGUACAUUUGCAUUAAUGAAUUUCUUGUGUUUGCUUGGUUACUGUAUAAAAUAUCUACUACUAAUAAUUUGCGCUCUUCCAACAAAUACAAUACGUUUGGGAAAAACUAUUCAAUGAC
Molecule: messenger RNA, 1058 nt
Organism: Oldenlandia corymbosa var. corymbosa
Lineage: Eukaryota; Viridiplantae; Streptophyta; Magnoliopsida; Gentianales; Rubiaceae
Source: the annotation of a GenBank genome assembly